Messenger RNA from Pyrus x bretschneideri (Chinese white pear), 1051 nucleotides. Its product is annotated as very-long-chain aldehyde decarbonylase CER1-like. The record is from RefSeq and is a predicted model, not a curated record. NCBI's taxonomy places the organism in Eukaryota, Viridiplantae, Streptophyta, Magnoliopsida, Rosales, Rosaceae. The coding region runs from base 110 to 1036 and encodes 308 amino acids. The transcript is spliced from 5 exons. Gene Ontology annotation, molecular function: oxidoreductase activity; iron ion binding. Gene Ontology annotation, biological process: lipid biosynthetic process.
CAAAAACUCUCAUGUGGCAUCGACAAACUACUAUAUAUGCACAUACCCAAAGCUAAAACUGUGUCAACGUGCAAAGCAGCCAGCUUUAUUAGCAAAGAAGACAAAAGAUAUGGCUACUACUCCCGGAAUUCUCACCGACUGGCCAUGGACUCCUCUUGGAAGCUUUAAGCAUGUGGUCGUGGCUCCUUGGAUCAUUCAUGGUGCAUACUCGUAUUUCGUUAACGAUGAGAAAGAUAAAGAUCUAUCUUAUUUCCUCAUAUUUCCAUUUAUGCUGUGGAGGUUUCUCCACAACCAGUUAUGGAUCUCUCUUUCUCGAUAUCGGACGGCCAAGGGCAAUGGCCGGAUUGUUGACAAGGGUCUUGAAUUCGAGCAAGUCGACAGAGAAAGAAACUGGGAUGAUCAAAUAUUGUUCAAUGCAAUUCUAUUCUAUCUGGGGAGACACUUACCUGGGGCUGUAAACCUGCCAUUUUGGAGGACAGAUGGAGUUAUUCUAACGAUUCUACUUCAUGCCGGUCCAGUGGAGUUUCUCUAUGUUGGAACCCCCAGUCCCACAUCGGACAGAGGGAGAGCUUUUUGUGAUAAAACCCCACACCUGAGGAUUGUGCAGGUGGUUAAGUGGGGACAGUAUCGGUGUUGUUGGAGUGGGCCCUCGGCCCGUCAACCUGAAAAUUUCUACAUGGUAUCAGAGCCAGGAGGCGGGCCCGUACUGCCACGUUAUUGGGUGGGUCCCCGUUGGCCCCGCGUGAUUGUCCACAGAGCACUUCACCACCAUUUCCUAUACUCUCGCUACCACUCACAUCACCAUUCCUCCAUUGUCGCUGAGCCAAUCACUUCUGUGAUUCACCCAUUUGCGGAGCACAUCUUAUAUUUCACACUCUUUGCUAUACCAUUGAUGACAACUAUACUCACCGGAACAUCUUCUAUCGUAAGCUUUGCUGGUUAUGCAACUUAUAUCGACUUUAUGAACAACAUGGGACAUUGCAAUUUUGAGCUCAUUCCAAAGUGGCUCUUCACUAUUGUCCCUCCUCUCAAGUAGGUCUGGCAAACGGGU